AUGGGCUUCGUAGCCAUGGAAACGGCUAAACAGCGGCAGGACGCGGGUGCGCAUGCGCAUGUUGCGCCGAGCGGUCCUGGCGCGCAGAGCCGGGAGGUCUGGCUCCGCGGGCGGCUGGUGGUAACCCAGAGCUCCAGCGCGUGGGGGGCGAGUGUUCUGGAGGUGUCUAGAGUGAACGAGGGCUGGGCCGUGAGGAACUUGGUGCGUCCAUCUCAGGGAGACCUGGCCUUCAGAGAUGCCAGCAUUCGGCCCCAGGAGGAGCCUGAAAUUCGUCCUCGGUCUUCCCAGCUUGUGACCCCCAUGGGGAUACAGGACAGUAAGGAGCUAAACAGAACCUGCUGCCUGAAUGGGGGAACCUGCAUGCUCGGGUCCUUCUGCGCCUGCCUCCCCUCCUUCUGUGGACGGAACUGUGAGCAAGACGUUUGCAAAGAGAACUGUGGGUCUGUGCCCCAUGACACUCGGCUGCCCAAGAAGUGUUCCAUGUGUAAAUGCUGGCACGGCCAGCUCCGCUGCUUUCCUCAGGCAUUUCUACCUGGCUGUGAUGGCCUUGUGAUGGAUGAGCACCUCAUGGCUCCCAGGACUCCAGAACUACCACCGUCUGCAUGCACCCCUUUUGUGCUAGCUGGCAUCUGCCUUUCUAUACAAAGUUACUAUUAG
Molecule: messenger RNA, 657 nt
Organism: Pongo pygmaeus (Bornean orangutan)
Lineage: Eukaryota; Metazoa; Chordata; Mammalia; Primates; Hominidae
Product: putative protein CRIPTO3
Exons: 2
Coding region: 1-657 (218 amino acids)
Source: RefSeq, a predicted model, not a curated record